Messenger RNA from Python bivittatus (Burmese python), 4078 nucleotides. RefSeq names its product nuclear transcription factor Y subunit alpha (gene NFYA). The record is from RefSeq and is a predicted model, not a curated record. Gene Ontology annotation, cellular component: CCAAT-binding factor complex. Lineage: Eukaryota; Metazoa; Chordata; Lepidosauria; Squamata; Pythonidae. Gene Ontology annotation, molecular function: DNA-binding transcription factor activity; DNA binding. Gene Ontology annotation, biological process: regulation of DNA-templated transcription.
CGCCUUCUCUUUGUUGAGCUUCGGGGGUUGGGCGCCAUUUUGCGCGGCGGCUGAGUGGGGGCGCUGAUUGGGUUGCGGGGACCGGUGGCGGAGCCAGUCAGAGCGGGACCCGAACCGGGGGAGCAAGGCACGGUUUCUGCGGAUUGGAUAAAGAAUUGACACAGAAAAAUAUGGAGCAGUACACCACAAACAGCAGUAGCUCAACAGAACAGAUAGUUGUGCAAGCUGGACAGAUACAACAACAGCAGCAGGGUGGUGUGACUGCUGUCCAGUUGCAGACUGAGGCUCAGGUGGCAUCUGCCUCAGGCCAGCAAGUUCAGACCCUCCAGGUAGUCCAGGGUCAGCCACUGAUGGUACAAGUGAGUGGAGGACAGCUAAUCACAUCAACUGGUCAACCAAUUAUGGUACAGGCUGUACCUGGAAGUCAAGGUCAGACCAUUAUGCAGGUCCCAGUUUCAGGAUCACAGGGACUUCAGCAGAUUCAGUUGGUCCAGCCUAGUCAGAUUCAGAUUCAAGGUGGGCAAGCUGUACAAGUUCAGGGCCAGCAGGGCCAGACACAGCAAAUCAUCAUCCAGCAGCCACAGACAGCAGUAACUGCUGGUCAAACACAGACCCAGCCACAGAUUGCAGUCCAAGGACAGCAGGUAGCUCAGACAGCAGAAGGUCAGACAAUUGUCUAUCAACCAGUUAAUGCUGAUGGAACAAUUCUUCAACAAGUUACAGUCCCUGUUACAGGCAUGAUCACCAUCCCAGCAGCCAGUUUGGCUGGAGCACAGAUAGUUCAGACUGGAGCCAACACCAAUACAACUAGCAGUGGACAAGGGACAGUAACAGUGACUCUGCCUGUUGCUGGAAAUGUGGUUAACUCUGGUGGAAUGGUCAUGAUGGUCCCAGGUGCUGGAUCAGUGCCAGCUAUCCAAAGGAUACCUUUGCCUGGAGCCGAGAUGCUGGAGGAAGAGCCCCUGUACGUGAAUGCAAAACAGUAUCACCGGAUUCUGAAGAGAAGACAAGCAAGAGCCAAGCUGGAAGCAGAAGGAAAAAUACCUAAAGAGAGACGGAAAUAUCUUCAUGAGUCCCGACAUCGACAUGCAAUGGCAAGGAAACGAGGAGAAGGUGGACGUUUCUUUUCUCCAAAAGAAAAAGAUAGUCCCCAUAUGCAGGAUCCUAGCCAGGCAAAUGAAGAAGCUAUGACACAGAUGAUUAGAGUAUCCUAACAACCAACUAAAUAACAAAACAUCUGGACAAAUAUCUUGUGUCUCUGCAAUUGUUCCCUCUCCUUCCUAUCAAAUCAACUUCUGAAUGGGAAAAUUUGCUAUAUGCACAACCUUGUUCUUUUUCAGAACAAAUACUACACUCGCAGUGAGUGAUUUGUUUUACAUGCAGUGGACUCGAUCAACUGAAAUACUAAUGGACUGUCCAUUCACCCUUCUUAGACCCGGGAUUGAAAAGUCUGGCUCGAGGGGCCUUUAACAUUCUUGGCAGGACAAUGGCCCAGCUUGAAACUGCCACUGCCUUAGCAAUAACUGAUUUGUUGACAUAGGACAGCUAUACCAUGUGAAAACCAUGGGAUUUGAACCACACAGAAAUACUCAUGCUUGGAACAGCUAGAGUUGACAUGUUCUGUUUUCUCAGUGUGAUUUUUCUGGUCUCUCACAGACUCCACUUUUUAUUAGAAUUGUUAUUACUUUCUGGCAGCAUAACUUUCUAUUGUUGAAGCAUAAUCUCUCAUAAAAUCUUGACAAGAUGCUGAAAGUUUUCUUUGAAAUACUGCCCACCAUGUAUCCAUCUGGGACAAAAUUAAUCUCUUCUCUCAAAAGUAUUAGGAAAGUUAGUUGUAAAGCCUUAGGAAAUGUAAGCUUAUUCCAGUGGCUAAAGAGAUUGCAUACUUGCACAGGGAAUGGCCAUGAGGGAUAGGGAGUGAGCUGAUUUUGUGGCUAGCAAAAUGUUUUGUAAUUGAAUUGUGCUUUUGAGUUAAAGGUCACUAACUUGCUCUCCUAAAAACUGGUUAUGCAGGCUGUGGAUGUCUCCAGUUAUGCAGACCAAUCCUCUGCCUGGAUCCAUUGAUUUUCUGUGAUCAAAGGAUUAUAUGCAGUACUGAACUGUGAACUUCGGUCAGUAUGUAAGGACCAUAUCAUUCCUCUAACCAAACCAUAACUCUGUAUAUGCUGUCAAAGUUCAGGCUGUUUUGAAUAUGAAAAUAUGAACUGUCGUUUCAAAUUUUAUAUAUAAUGCACUUUGUAAAUCUAGCAUUUAAUUCAGAAUCCAUUUUUUCCUGUUGUGAAGAGCUUUUUCUUCCCCUUGGUCCUGUCCAUAAUAGGUUUAUGAUUUGUCCUUAUGCAAAAAGGCAAAACCAUGUUUGUUUUUUGCAAUCUCACUUGAUCAUUCAGAUUUUGACAUCAGAUCUGAGAUUCAUUCUGUCAAGUAUCGCCUUGUUUCCUUUAUAUCUCUUUCAUUACUUAUUUCAGUAAAUGCCAAGAGGUCUGCUUUUGUAUGUUCAUGGGCUUCUGUUCAGCCCUUCAGUUGCUCAGCAAAACUGAGAAUGGAGGAGUAUUGGAGCAGGUCUGUUAUGGAAAACAGUGCAGUGAGUUUCACACAAGUGCUGCAUAUAAAAAGUAGCCUGGAAGUUGACUUAAUCUUGUUAUGGCUUGGAGAAGUCUGCCUUCACAUAAUUCCUUUUUUAUUAUUUGAAAUCGAAAACAGUUCAGGAGGCGAUGAAGAGAGUGUGUGUAAAUGCAAAUUAUUGCUACAUGAAAAAUUCAAACAGCUGACAUUCAACAGUGAUGCAAACCUUUGGAAUUAGUUUUACCAAAUUUCAACUUGAAGUUGGGUGUGAACCGAAUUUUAUGCAAUUGCUGGUCACAUGCAGUUCAGUGCUCCAACUUAAGCUCUUGGCAGCAAAGAGAGAUUUGUUUCAUUUGGUAUCUGUAAAGUCCUGUUUAAGCCUGCAUUGUAGGUUGUACAUUUAUAAAUCUGUUUGUUUUCUUCAGUCUUUCUGUUCUUUCCUUUACAUUGUCAUUAUACUGGGUAUCUGAUUAUUGUGUUGUUCUUCAGCUGGCUGCUUCAACAUGUAGCAUUUCUCUUCACUGAUUUAAAUAAUAAAUAUCUGAUUGGGAUUUAAGUGAUGGCAUUAGUGAAGGAACAAUGAAUGCUUUGGUGGGGGGGGGGAUUUUCUUUUUUACCAUUGCUGUAUAUUGGCCUUCCUACACCAUGUGCCCUCCAGAUGUAUUGGGUCCACAGCUCCCACAGUUCUCAUUGACAAUACCCAAAGGCCAUGCUUUCUGGGAAUUCUUGGGAUUCUGGUCCCAAAAUAUCUGUAGGACAUCAAAUUCGGGGAGGUUGCUGUAAAUAUUAAAAGCAUUGAUGCAUUCUGAAAUAAUGCUGAGUGAGGGGAAGAUACAAUAUAGUUUGGGUUAGAGAUUUUUCUCCCCAUAAAUUCCUCUUUUCAGCUGUCAUUUUAUUACUACAUACUGGGGUAUUAAGAGAAUCAAUGUUCUCCUAAUUCUUAUAUAUAUUUAAAACUUAACAAUACAUUUGCAACUUAAAACUAUCUAACCAUUGCAACCUUUCCAUUCAUUGAAAAAUACAAACAAACAAAAUCGGUCUUUGUGAUAUCUGUAUGUAGAUGAUGCAGAAACCUAUUUAAUUUUUGGUCUUUAGAAAAUUCCUAUAGUUAGAUUUUUUUUUUCUGUAAUGGUGAAAAUUACCUGAUAGAAUCUAUUAUUCCAAUGCUUAAAUUUCAUGUGUGUAAGACAAAUUUAUUUCAAACUGUUUUUUAAUCUUGGGAAUCUCAAACUACAAGAUGAUGCAAAAUGUUUUGUUCUCAAUUAAAAAUUAAAGUAGAGGUAAUACCAAAUGUAAAUUCUUAAAUAGAAGUGAAACGUCAGACCAUGAAAUGCUUAAUUGGGAGUAGAUUUAAGGAUAAAGCUGUAGUUGGUUUGAGGAAAGUGAAUUCUUCUUUUGAAUUAGAAAGCACUGGAACAUGAGCGUAUAUAAAGCGGCUUGAUACUUAGGGGUGGAAUAAUAACCCCCAAGUGAUGCUUUUUCCAAUAUUUUGCAUGUAAAAAUCCUUUUUUUUUUU